This is a messenger RNA of Medioppia subpectinata, 2337 nucleotides long. The record is from the annotation of a GenBank genome assembly. NCBI's taxonomy places the organism in Eukaryota, Metazoa, Arthropoda, Arachnida, Sarcoptiformes, Oppiidae.
AUGUGUACGCCCAAUACGGGCCGAAACAAGUGUUCACAAAAGCGAAGUGUACGACAGAAACGAACGCAUUGUUCGACACAUGAAUUGAAUCUAUUUCUGGAACUUUCGAAACAAACGGACGAUUCGAAUGACACUCAAAGUCGAGACAGAGUUGGAGUGAACUGUGAAUCCAUCAUAAAACACGUGACCCGAGAGUCGGUGUCUUCGCAGCUGUUGACCACUUGUGGCCGAAGAUAUGGACCGACAAAAGCGCGCAUCCGAUCGAUGGCCACAAUCGGCGCCACUUCUGGCGGUCACUACGGGUGGCGAAGAACCGCAGCGUCGGUCUCGUCGUUGGCUUCGCUGUACUGUUGCUAUCAUUACUUCGGCGCCAAUCGAUGGCCAGAAUCCGGUCGCCGAUGGCUGUCAUCCGCCGUACGGCCCGUUCACUGCCUACUGAUCCGCGACGACAACCACAACAACGGAAACCGGAAUCGCUAUAAGCGGCCGAACACUCCACAAGAGGAUCAGCUCUUCGCGGCCAUCCGUCGCGGCGAUACUCCCGGCGUUCGGCAACUGUUGGCCGACAAGAAGCUGGACGUGAACUGUCGCCACACUCUGGGUUGGAAUCCACUGCUGUUGGCGGCCGUCAACGGGCGGACAGAUGUAUGCGAACUACUUCUGGACGCCGGCGCCGACAUCGAGGCCACCGAUGAGUUCGCUUCGGCGCAGAAGAUGUCCUUCCAGUACGGCCUCAACUAUUUACGAGUGGCUAUGAGUCGCGAACAGGACUUUACGGAUAUACUGUCCACUCGGGUGUCGUUUAGGGGCACAUCUGCUCUGCAUUACGCGGUUCUGGCGAACAGCGCCUCAACUGUGGAUCUAUUGCUAUCGCGCGGCGCCAACCCGUCGGCCGAGAAUGAAAUCGGACACAAACCACACGAUUACUGCAAACUCGACAAUCAAGACCUCCAGAAGACACUGACGGACUCCGAGAAAAAGUUCGCAGAGAUCCAGAAGAAGCGACAAUUAGACGAAAGGCUAAAUCGGCCAUCACGACCCAGCGCCGCCGGUAAGCAGCGUUUCUCUUGCCGACCAUGCUGCUGCUCGUGGGCGAACACUACGAUAAGGACCCGAGCAGGCCGUAGCCCUUCUGUCUUGACCGACGACCCCAACAACGACCGCAAGGGUUUCAUUCGCAUGGAUAUGACUGAAUACCAGGAUAAGCACGAGGUGUCCAAAUUCAUUGGCGCCCCUCCCGGCUAUGUGGGCCACGACGACGGCGGGCAACUGACCAAAGCUCUGCGCGAGUGUCCCAACGCUGUGGUACUGUUCGAUGAGGUGGAGAAGGCCCACAACGAUGUGCUCACCAUUUUGUUGCAACUCUUCGACGAGGGCCGAUUGACGGACGGAAAGGGACAGACAAUUGAGUGCAAAGACGCCAUUUUCAUAAUGACCUCAAACUUGGCCGCCGAUGAGAUCGGAGCGUACGGCCAGUCGUUGAGAAAAGCGGCCGAAGAGGCGGCCAAGAAUCGGCUCGAGAAGGCGUCGUCGUUGGAAACAGUGGACGACGAGACCGAAGAGACGGUUCAAGUGUCUAAAAAGUUCAAAGAGGAGGUGAUUCGGCCGAUACUGAAGCAACACUUCAAACGGGACGAGUUUUUGGGCCGUAUCAACGAAAUGGUAUACUUUUUGCAGUUCUCGCGCAAUGAGUUGAACCAAUUGGUGGCCCGAGAGUUGCAGUAUUGGGCCGACAGAGCGCUGAAGAGACACAAAAUGGAGUUGUCUUGGGAUAAGAGGGUCAUUGGCCUCAUCGCCGACGAGUAUAACGUUCAUUACGGCGCCCGUAGUAUCAAACACGAGGUCGAGCGCCGUAUUAUCAAUAAGAUUGCGUUCGCACACGAGAGUCAACUCAUAACCCCCGGCGCCGGCGUUCACAUCACUGUCGAAGAAAUAACUAUCAAACACGAGGUCGAGCGCCGUAUUAUCAAUAAGAUUGCGUUCGCACACGAGAGUCAACUCAUAACCCCCGGCGCCGGCGUUCACAUCACUGUCGAAGAAGGCUGGGAUGCGGAGGAGGAGGUAGAGGUGCCCACCAAAGCGGCCAACAGUGGCGUCAAGACUAUCGUUGAUGGAGAACCUGUCGAUGGAUUGGAUCCAAUCGAUGCCAUUCCGGGCGAAGGCGAGGGCGAGACCACCGGUGCUGACGAUAAGCCUCCCGUCGAACGCAAAGUCAAGACUUUAGACCAAAAAAUCAAAAUACAAUUAAAGGACAAAAACAGUCGAAAAGAGGAGGUCUUCGUCGAUAUUCCCAUUAAUGAGAAGAUGAAGAGUCGACUAAACGUUCGGAAGUUGUAG